CAGGAGACAUUAUUCACUUCAGGAAGUUCACUCAGAAGGUGCUCAGCAUAAGGAGAGGAAAACCAGCAUGGCAGCAGACAGCAGCAUGCCUCUUGAAGAAAAACCAAGCACUAAUCCUCCAAAAAGGGCUGUGUACAAGAUUCGACUGGCUAGUGAAGUCUCCAGCCUGGCACAAGGUUGGCAGCAGUGGGCAUCUGAUCACCAUGUAAAGCAAGCCAAAGAGCCCUCUGGAUGGGUUGCCCCGGCAGCAGACUCAUCAGCUGAACCUGUACAAGAAAACUCCUUUGAAAAAUGGCCAAAUCCACCUGUCAAGAGGGACCAGGGAAAAGAUGAUGACAAAUCCUCAGCCAAGGAAUCAGUUACAGUAAGAGAUGCUGAAAAAUAUUCAAGGGAAUCAGAUGAAGCCCUCAAAAAGUUCAAUAUUAAAAGCAAAGAAGUGACCAAAACAGUUGUAAGCAAAGCCUAUGAACGAGGAGGUGAUGUUAGUCUCCUCAGUGAGAGAUACGAGACUAACAAUUGCAGCUCAGAGAUGGCAAAGCUCAAAGAAGAAUCAAGUAAUAUUGACAAAAUUCUUAGUGGGAAAUUAUCUCCAAGCAUAAGGAGAAAGUGUUCAAACACGGUGUCAGAGCUGACCAAGGGCUGGAAACAGAUGGAACUGGAGGAUAAAGAGCAGGCUAAGGAAAAACUGCUGCUUAAGUGCCAGGCUGACAGUCUGGAUACAGAGGACAGUGGCUAUGGGGAAGCAGAGGACAAACCUGAGCAAGAAGACAGUGACAGAGAGGUGACAGCGGUGAGGAUUAAGCGGCCUACACCAACUUCUGCAAACAGCUUUACUGAAGAAGCACGCAGCAAGGCCCGCAGAAAAUACAGCUCUGUCAACAACCUGAAGGGCAGAUGGCAAGACUGGGCUGAGCAGCACAUUGCAACACAGAAGCUGAACCCCUUCAGUGAAGAAUUUGACCACGAACUGGCCAUGUCCACGCGCCUGCACAAAGGAGAUGAAGGCUACGGCCGUCCUAAAGAAGGAACUAAAACUGCUGAAAGGGCCAAGAGAGCAGAGGCCCAUAUCCACCGGGAGAUCAGAGACUUGUGCCUCAUCAUUGAGUCAAUGGCCAAGCCACGGCCCGACGGCAAGAUCCAAGUCACUUUUGGGGAACUCUUUGAGCGAUACGUCCGUAUUUCAGAUAAGGUUGUUGGGAUUCUCCUGAGAGCCAGGAAACAUGGGCUGGUGGACUUUGAGGGAGAAAUGUUAUGGCAACGAAGGGAUGAUGAUGUCAUAAUUACUUUAUUAAAAUAGCAGGCUACAACCAGAACAACUUGUUUUGGUAAGCCUUUAGUUCCCUCUUGCUACUAGCAUUUGCACAUUUGGAAUAUAAGAUUCCCCUAUUCACCCUCAUAGAAGGACAUUGAGCAUCUAAUUGUAUUUUUUUACCUACUGGAUGAUAACACAAGCAUUCAAAUGGAUUGCUACAUUAAAAAUAAAGAGAAAAAUCUAUAUUGAAUAUAAGCAGAUGAUUAUUAAAACCCAUAGCAACAACUGAAUUCAAAUUUUUCCUUGUUCUUACAGUCAAGAUCUUCCCAAUUAUUUAAAUUGGGAUAUCAGGAAUAUAAACAAUACCAGAUCAGAAGCUGAAUUAUAAUUUUAAAUCAGAUCAAAUUUUUGAUUGUGAAAGUCAUCUUGCGCAUGCAUUUUCUAAUUCAUUUAUUUAAAAUGCAUUUUAAGAUAGUUUGUACACAUAAGCAAUGAUUCCACAUUCAUCCUUACAAGCAAGAUAUGCAAAUAUUACUGCAGUAUUAGCCUGUGGCAACUAGUGACAUCACUUUCUCUUACAUAUCACAUAGAAACUAGGAAAAAAUCCUUAUUUUUAUAAAUGAAGUUUUAUAUUUAAUGUAUUUGUGUUACUAAUUUAUUAGAUUGUUUCAUAUAUAGAAUUGUGGGUGUUGUAGACAAAAAUAUUAGAGAAUGUAAUGCACGCACACAAAACUUGGAUAGCCACAUAGAAAAUACCUCCUGUGCAAUGUUGUGCAAUCUGUCAUCUCAUUAUCUAUGUAAACACAAUUCUUACAAAUAAAGGAAAACAAUGUGUAACAUAUAAA
Molecule: messenger RNA, 2097 nt
Organism: Calypte anna (Anna's hummingbird)
Lineage: Eukaryota; Metazoa; Chordata; Aves; Apodiformes; Trochilidae
Gene: ABRA
Product: actin binding Rho activating protein
Exons: 2
Coding region: 68-1297 (409 amino acids)
Biological process (GO): positive regulation of transcription by RNA polymerase II; positive regulation of Rho protein signal transduction
Cellular component (GO): sarcomere
Molecular function (GO): actin binding
Source: RefSeq, a predicted model, not a curated record